UUCGUAUUCUAGUAUCGAACAUAAAAGAAAUAUUUAAAAUGAUAAAGUAAAAUGUUUGUGUUUUGGUCUAAGGAUUUAGGGAGAGGGUCAACGACGACGUUUACUAUAUUGUUGCAGAGGAAGGUGGUGAUUAUAUUGUGAAUGCUUUUGGUUUGGGAGUUAAGUCGGAAGACAUGGCGAUAGGUGAAGAAAGACAAGAAUCACAAUCACAAUCAGAAGGAAAAGUUUGGAAUUUGUUGAAGCUUCCCUUUCGCCAUUCAACUGCUUCAACCUCCAAUUCCGUUUCUUCCCUUGCCAGAUCUCUCCUCCCCACACGACGUCGUCUCAAGCUCGAUCCUUCCAACAAGCUCUACUUCCCUUAUGAACCGGGCAAGCAGGCUAAGAGUGCCAUCAGGAUUAAAAACACCAGCAAAUCCAAUGUAGCUUUCAAGUUUCAAACAAAUGCACCCAAGAGCUGUUUCAUGCGCCCUCCAGGGGGCAUACUAACACCUGGCGAGAGUAUAGUAGCGAUUGUGUUCAAGUUUGUAGAGCCUCCACAGAAUAAUGAAAAGCCAGAAAAAACUGGACUCAAAUUUAAAAUCAUGAGCAUGAAGGUCAAAGGAUCAAUUGAUUAUGUACCUGAAAUGUUUGGUGAGCUGAAGGAUCAAGUAACAGUCGAGCAGAUUUUGCAGGUUGUUUUUCUGGAUCCAGAGCGUAAUAGCCCUGCUUUGGAAAAACUAAGGCUUCAGCUAGCUGAGGCUAAUGCUGCAGCUGAGGCACGUAAGAGAGCCCCAGAAGAUGCAGGUCCUAGGAUUCUCGGAGAAGGGCUUGUUAUAGACGAAUGGAAAGAGAGGAGGGAAAGAUACCUGGCAAAGCAGCAGAGUGAAAUGGUAAUGGACUCUAUAUAGAGAAGUUUGAGUAGGAAUUUGCGUUACCGUGGGGAAGAUGACAUGACUUUAGGGAAACAAUUAUAUGUAAUCACAAACGUUUGGCUUAGAGAAGAUUCAUGUGGGUGAAUGGCUAGUGUGAAGUUUUCUUUUUCGAAAAACCUAUAAUUGGAAGAGACCAUCCUCUGUAUUUAUAUGCACACAACACAAGGGUCAGUGUCAUUGGCUUUUCCGGAACGAUAUUUUGACGGAUUGAAGUAAAAUGACAGUUUCUGUAAGAUGGAUGUUUUGCUGUC
Molecule: messenger RNA, 1162 nt
Organism: Vigna radiata var. radiata (mung bean)
Lineage: Eukaryota; Viridiplantae; Streptophyta; Magnoliopsida; Fabales; Fabaceae
Product: vesicle-associated protein 4-2
Exons: 7
Coding region: 174-887 (237 amino acids)
Biological process (GO): endoplasmic reticulum membrane organization
Cellular component (GO): endoplasmic reticulum membrane; plasma membrane
Source: RefSeq, a predicted model, not a curated record